Messenger RNA from Chlamydomonas reinhardtii, 2670 nucleotides. RefSeq lists its product as uncharacterized. NCBI's taxonomy places the organism in Eukaryota, Viridiplantae, Chlorophyta, Chlorophyceae, Chlamydomonadales, Chlamydomonadaceae. Bases 401 to 1954 code for a protein of 517 amino acids. The record is from RefSeq and is a predicted model, not a curated record. The transcript has 6 exons.
GUGUACGCUCGAAGGUGAUGUCUUGGGCCCGAGCACAGUCACUUCCACUCUUGCAACACCCGACCGUACAAGCUGACAUCCUGGCGUCAACAGUCUCUCACUCCGCGCUCGGACAGCAGGCCUGCAUACUAUUCAUUCAUAUGCAAUGAAUAUGCGCUCCUGUUGAUUUAUAGUUGCCCCUCUACGUUGCGACGUUGCACAUGAAUUGGCCCCUUUGCUCGCUUGGCAAAACAGUCCCGGUUGCAUCACCUUCACAAUAUCUCUUAAUAGCUGACCGUUCUUGAGCCUGCUUACCCCUCAACGGAGGAGAAUGCGGAAUACAAGGGCCAGUAGCGGGGCCUUGCUACUGGCGGUGCUCCUGGGCAGUCUUACGCUUGCAUAUGGUCUACCGAAGCGGCGCAUGCUUGGCGAGAAUGUUGUGCUUCAAGUUCAAGUGAAUGGCGAAUUGGUGGACGUGCUGGCGCCGAGCCAGGAUAGCGAGAUCGAGGAGGUGACAACCGUCGUGGCUGCCGGCGGCAGCUCCGCUGACCCGCAUUCAGCUCUCACACUGCUGAGCACGCGCUCCGUGAGCGCGCCGCCGCCGCCGGCACCGGCGCCGGGGGCGCUGCUGCAGCAGUCAGACGUGGCAGCCAGCAGCGGGGGCGGCAGCAGCGGCGACAUCAGCUACAGGAAGACGUGUGGAGGGACUUUGCCGGACUCCUGCGCCGCCACCAGCAGCGCAUCGCGGCAGCUGCUGCGGCGGCGGGGGCGGCGGCGGCGCGUGCUGCAGCCGCAGCUGCGGCCGCGUGUGAGCGUGGCCGUGGCGGCGGCGGCGGCGCGCCGCAGCCUGACGGCGGCGCUGGCGGAGCAGCUGCUUGGGCUGCCGCCGCGGCCGCCGCGCAGCGCUCCGGCUGUCGGCGCCUCCGCCGCCGCCACCGCCACCACCACAAGGGACAGUGACGGCACCACCAGCAAUCGCAGCAGCCGACAGGAGCAGCAGGUCGGGGGUGCAGCGGUGGCGGCGACGGCGGCGGCGGCGCCAUCGAUGCCGCUGCCGCCGCCGCCGCCAUUGCCGCCACCGCCGCCCACCCUGGAAGCUGCGUACCUGCAGUUGGAAGCCGUCGUGUCGGCAGCAGUACAUCUGGGGCUGCUCGUACACGAGUACAACUGCAAGCAGCGCAGCGGGGCGGCGGCGGCGGGCACCGCAGCGGCGGCCAAGGCCGUUACUGCCGCCGCUGCCGCCGCCGCCGCCGCCGUAUCAACAGCAGCAGCUGAUAGUGAUGAUGGUCAGUUGCCGCCGCUGGCGGCGCCGCCGACGCCGCCGGCCGGGUCUGACGCGCCGCCGCAGGGGGUGCGGCGGCGCAUGACGCCGGCGGCGGCGGUGGAGCUGGCGGCGGCCGCAAACCGGGCCUGUGCUGCAGCCGCGGCCACUGGUGCUGCCGCCACGGCUAAUGCCACUGCUACACUCACGGCUGUAGCAACGGCCGGCUCGGGCGGUGUGACGACCGCCGCCGUGGCGACGCCCGCCGCCAUGCCCGCCGCAGCCCUCCCACGGUGGCUGGGAACGGCUCCUGCACACGCGCCCGGCGGCACGCCCGGCGGCAGUACCAACCCUGGCCCGGUAAGUGCCGGCAGUAGCAACUGCUGGUGCAUUCGGUGGCGGCGUGUGGAGCUGCGGAUUUUGGCGCCAGGCUCGCCUGUCCCCGCCCCCAACACGCCGCCUCCACCUGCGGCCGUGCCGCUGCUACAGCCUCCGCCGCAGUCCACGCCAGCUACAGCCAUGCAGGCGAGGGCGCCGGUCACACCGGGCGCGGCGGUGGCGGCGCCGCGGGCGCGCGUGGUGGAGUGGCUACAGCCCGCAGCGGGCGCGGCGAAGCCCGGCGGCAGUAGCAGCCGCAGCGCUGGCGGUGGUGGCAGUAGCACUGGCGGCGGUAGCAGUGGCGGCGGCGUCGCGGUGUGGGUGCACCUGCUGUAACGCUGUAGUCUGUAGGUGAGAAGCAGGCACGCCCUCUGUCUGCUGGCUGAUGCUCUCUCGCUGGUGCCGACCGACCUUUCAAGAGUCUCAGGCAGGCAGCAGGGCAGGCAGGAGGGCAGGCAGGAGGGCAGGCAGGAAGGAGCGCAGGCAGGCAGGAUGGCAGGGCAAGCCCCAUGCCACAUGCAAUGGCGCCUUACACGCACUCCAUACACGGUACCCAUUGUCAUAAGGACUGGAAUGUAUGUGUGCGUUCCACUUGAGGGCAGGCUGGGCAGGCAGGCGGUGUAUGGUACCGGUACCGGUGGGCUGUUGAGAUGCGGCGGACCGCCCAAAGUGUGACACUGCGUGGGGCGUGCGGUAGUGGUAGCGGUGGCACAAAGCAUGCGGCAGUGCGUGAGCGCGGCCGCGGCCGAGGAGCUGUUGUCGAGCAAGGGGAAGGAGGAGCGCCUCAUUGCCGCCGCGGUUUGUGUCUCAUCAGUGGUAGGGCGCACAGGCGGCACCGCUUGCGUGUGGCUGGUGUGAUGCGUGGGUGCCCGCAGGCGUCGCAGGAGUCGGGGGAGUCGGGGGAGCCGCAGGCCUUUCAUGAAAGCGCCGCCGGGGGCCUGGGGGCUGAGGCACCAGGAUCCAGCGCCUUCGACGCCUGUGUGCAUGUGUGUUUAUGCAAAUCUUGACAUGCUGUGGGAGGAAGGCCUGACGGCGCGUAAGUCCCUACUCUA